Molecule: messenger RNA, 1124 nt
Organism: Perca fluviatilis (European perch)
Lineage: Eukaryota; Metazoa; Chordata; Actinopteri; Perciformes; Percidae
Product: interleukin-1 receptor accessory protein-like
Exons: 5
Coding region: 110-547 (145 amino acids)
Source: RefSeq, a predicted model, not a curated record
AUGUCCAUGCAUUGUGUUUGAGUGGGUGUAGGGAAGUGAAUUGUUUGUGUAUAUAUAGUAAACCUUAAACAGCAGUCAACUGCAAGAAGCUCUCACUAGAGGAGUCAAUAUGAAGCUGUCACUUGCUUUCAAAGCUUUGGGAUCCCUGUGUGUGCUGCUUGCAGAUGGAUUUCCAGUUUCUGAGAAUUUACCUCCAAAGAUCAUCGGGGCAAAUCACGCCAAAAUAAAAGCUCAUCUAGGUGAGCACCUGUUUCUUCACUGUGAAGCAUUUGCAAAUUGUGAAGAGACACUCAUCUACUGGCUCGUCAACAACACUUUUCCUGAAGACCUGCCCAGCAGUGGCAGAAUAGUAGAAUCAGAUGAAUCGACUUUAGAUGAGGGUGCGAUCCUACUGAGGAGUUUGCUGUUGAAGAAUGUCACGUCAGAUGACCUAAAAUCCUCCUUCACCUGUGUUGUGACAAAUGCCGCUGGAAUGACCCGAAAGAACAUCAUGUUAGCAACAACAGUUAAAAGUGACUGUAAUGCAGGAAAAAACAGAAAACACUGAAUGUCACUUAGAGUAAAAAGUGCACUGCUCUAAACCAUGCUUCACUUGCAAACUGUGAAUGUACUAUUCUGUGUUAUACUGUUGGGUGUGAGAACUAUGCCAAAGAAAAGUUGGAUGAAGAAAUGUAGAAAACUUAGGGUGCAUUUGGCUCCAUAUUUUCCUUUGAUGGCUUCCCAUCAGUGAGACCAAUAGUGUUAAAAUGUAAAAAGCAACUUCAAAAUUUUCUGUGAAAGGACUACCUUAAGGUGAAACCAAACAAACUGGUGUGUAUUAUUACCCUCUCCUAAUACAAAUUUGAUGCAUUUUGAGGAUUAUCCUUUUUACAAGGAAACCCCACAUCCAGAAGCAACAUUGUAUGUGGAACUGAAUGCACCCUAAAUGACAAAUGUCAUAAGUCAUAUGGAUGACUCCACCACAAAGCUACCAUCUACUGCCUGCAUAUAUAGACUAUUGUAACAGUUAAUUGCUAGGCUAUUGGAUAUGUUUGUGUAUCAUUCCAGUGUGUUUGCUGGUGAUAAGCCAUCUUAAAUGUGUAUGCUUUUGAACCAUAUGAAAAUAUACUCCAUAAUGAGACAAA